AUUAUUAUACUCCAUAUAUGCGCUACUUAAAUCAAGUUUUAUUUAAAAUAUUUUAAUGAUGUAUUAAUUUAAUAUUGCAACUCGUAAUAAAUAAAUAUUUUGCCAUGUGGCUUAUACAUCGCGCUAAACGCUUAGCUAAAUUAUCAAAUGUUAAUUCCUUAAAAGCUAGAUGCAAAUGUGAUGUACCCAGCACUAGAUUAAAGGAUAAAAUUAAGAAUGGUCCUGAUCUGAAGUAUUUUAUCACAUCUUCAAAUGGUAUAUCUGAACCUGUUGAACCUACUCGUAUUCCCUAUCUUCCAGACAACAUAAAUUUUUCAACAGCAAGAAGAAAGGUCUAUUUUGAUGUGUAUGGAUGUCAGAUGAAUUUAAAUGAUAUAGAAAUUGUCUGGUCGAUUUUAAAAAAAGAAGGUUUUGAACGAACAGAAAUUGAAGAAGAGGCGGAUAUAUUUCUCGUUAUGACAUGUGCUAUAAGAGAGGGUGCUGAAAAUAAAAUAUGGUAUAGACUAGAUCAUCUGCGGGGCUUUAAAAGACGAAGAGCAAACUCUAAGAAAAAAGAUAGUCCAGUGAAGAUUGGUAUAUUGGGUUGUAUGGCUGAACGACUAAAAGAGAAGCUCAUUGAGAAAGAAAAAGCAGUUGAUGUAGUUGCAGGACCAGACAGUUACAGAGAUCUGCCCAGAUUGUUAGCACAAACAGACAGUGGGCAAACAGCAGUCAAUGUUCUACUGUCCCUGGACGAGACCUAUGCUGAUGUGGUUCCUGUGAGGUUGAACCAGGAUAGCGUUUCUGCUUUUAUCUCAAUAAUGCGCGGCUGUGACAAUAUGUGUACGUAUUGCAUCGUGCCGUUCACACGUGGCCGCGAGCGCUCGCGUGCCGCGGCGUCCGUCGUGGACGAGGUGCGUCAGCUGGCGGAGCAAGGCGUGCGCGAGGUGACUCUACUGGGCCAGAACGUGAACAGCUAUCGAGAUGUCACGCAGCCCGCAAACCUCACACAUACCAAAUUAGCUGAAGGUUUCAAAACAGUAUACAAAAGUAAGAAGGGUGGACUAAGGUUCGCGGAUCUAUUGGAUCAAGUCUCCUCCGUGGACCCUGAGAUGAGGAUACGAUUCACUGCUGCACAUCCCAAAGAUUUCCCUGAUGAGGUAUUGCAAGUGAUAUCCGAGCGCCCAAACAUAUGCAAGAUGCUCCACCUUCCUGCGCAGUCCGGGUCGAGCGCCGUGUUGGAGCGCAUGAGGCGAGGGUAUACGCGGGAGGCCUAUCUGCGACUAGUAGACCACGUGAAGGCGAGGAUUCCUGAAGUGGGCCUGUCGACUGACAUGAUCUGCGGGUUCUGCGGCGAGACGGAAGACGAGUUCCAGGAGACGCUAUCCCUGAUGGACCUCGUGGAUUACAACGUGGCCUUCCUGUUUCCCUACAGCAUGAGGGAGAAAACAGCCGCAUUUCGCCGCUACACAGACGACGUUCCCGACCACAUCAAGAAGGACCGUCACAACCGCAUGAUGGAGCUCUACCGGAAGAAAUGUCAAAUACUGAACGAUAAAGAAGUUGGCAACACUCACCUCGUGCUCGUCGAGGGAAUAGACAAGAAAACCGGGAGAUUUAUGGGGAGAAAUGAGUUCUACCUGAAAGUAGUGUUCGAUGAAGUAGAGUUGCCAUGUGGCGAGGGCAGGCGUGAGGUGAAGCCGGGGGAUUACGUUAGUGUCCGGAUUGACGAAGCGAGAUUAUCUGUGCUAAAGGGGACAGCGUUAAGAGUUACUAGUAUUGGGGAGUUCUACCGGGAUCUCGGAUGGGCUGAUAGGAAACUAUUGCGGAAUUAGAUUAUUAGAUUGCAAUUUCAGAUUACUAGAGGUAGACUUACCAUCUAUAGACAAAAAAACCGUCCAAGAGACAAGAAUAUCUCUAGCGUAGAUACAGUAAGAUAGUCAAAGUCAAAUAAACUUUAUUCAAUUAGGCUUAAACUAAUCGAUUUUGAAUUGUCACUACAAAUAUUUCUUUUGAAUUACUGAAUUUACCAUAUGUAUGUGAAAAGUUGAGCUCGUGAGAAGAGCAUACAAGAAACUCAACGUCUACUCUUUUUAAGUCAAAUAGAGUAUUUUACAAUAUCAAAACAUUAAGGUAAAACAGGAAAGCGAAUCUAUUGUUAUUCUAACCCAUUUUGAUGAAAAAGUCGUCAGUCACGCUUGGAUUUAGCUCCUUAAUAUGUUGAAUAUUAAGCCACUAGCACACAUUUAAAAUCAGUCGCGUAUUAUCAGGCUGACAGGUUUUUAAUGACAGUAAGGUACGAGACGAGCGGAAUGUUCAACUGAUGGUAAUUGAUACACCCUGCCCAUUAAAAUGCAGUGCCGCUUAGUAUUCUUGAAAACCCCAACGGCCUUACAAAUAAACUUGGUAUAAAGUUAUAACUGAUGAUAAUCGAAGAAAAUGCAAAAUGUUUACAAUAUCGUUGACAACACUGUCAAUACAAUGAUAAUUCUGAAGUUUUCCUAAUGACAAGCAGCCUUGCAAAUAAACGCGGGAAACGUUAUACGUCCGAAUAAACCAUUCGUAAGCAAAAUGUCUAUUUGUAAACAUUUUACAUAUUCUUGGUUUAUGCUUAGUUAUAACUAUAUGCCAAUUUUAUUUGUAAGGCCGCAAAUGUUUUAAGCGGCCGCGGCACUACAAUAGCGCGUCACCUUGAGACAUAAGAUGUUAAGUCUCAUUUGCCCACUAAUUUUACUAGCGACGGCGCCCUUCAGUCCCAAACACAGUAAUGAUUGCUCACUACUGCAGGUUCUCUAUACGCAAGUAUAUACUGCGCCCGUCGUAGAAUAAGCGCGUCUUUUUGCAAAAAAAUACAUCACACUGUUAGUGAUUCAACUUAUUUAUUAUACUUUUAACUUAAGCAAGAGUAUACGCAUCACCUGAUUGUGAUGAAGUGAUCACCGCUGCCCACAAUCCUCUAGUAACACCAUAGGAAUGACAAGAGUGUUGCCGACCUUAUAAUUGAGAUUAAUUAUCUAAGAGCAUCAUUUUGUUUCUGAAGAGAGGAAAUAUUACAUUUAUAGAAAUAUUUUAUAUAUAUUGUUUUAAAUGUACAUUGAUUGUAAGUUAUGUUCCUAUAGAUGUGUGAAAUAAUAAACAAAAUUUAAUUAAA
This is a messenger RNA of Leptidea sinapis, 3130 nucleotides long. Its product is annotated as CDK5RAP1-like protein. Lineage: Eukaryota; Metazoa; Arthropoda; Insecta; Lepidoptera; Pieridae. Gene Ontology annotation, biological process: negative regulation of cyclin-dependent protein serine/threonine kinase activity; tRNA modification. The transcript has 7 exons. Gene Ontology annotation, cellular component: mitochondrion; cytosol. The record is from RefSeq and is a predicted model, not a curated record. Gene Ontology annotation, molecular function: 4 iron, 4 sulfur cluster binding; tRNA-2-methylthio-N(6)-dimethylallyladenosine(37) synthase activity. The coding region runs from base 105 to 1814 and encodes 569 amino acids.